Molecule: messenger RNA, 1635 nt
Organism: Capsaspora owczarzaki ATCC 30864
Lineage: Eukaryota; Filasterea; Ministeriida; Capsasporidae
Product: folylpolyglutamate synthetase
Exons: 9
Coding region: 16-1572 (518 amino acids)
Biological process (GO): tetrahydrofolylpolyglutamate biosynthetic process
Cellular component (GO): cytoplasm; mitochondrion; cytosol
Molecular function (GO): ATP binding; tetrahydrofolylpolyglutamate synthase activity
Source: RefSeq, a predicted model, not a curated record
CCCUGAUCAUUCACAAUGCUUUCGCAGCGGAUUCGCAUCGCAGCGCCAAUCUGCCGACUCGCACGCGCCAUGUCCUCAUCCAGUCCGACUGGGCGCGGUUACAAUGACGCAGUGAAGGCGCUCAAUUCGCUGGCGUCCAACGCGACGCUCCUGUCCCAGCUGCGCAACUCGUCCUACAUGAAUCAAGUCAGCAUUCCCGAGAUGCAUCAGCUCCUGGAGCGCAUUGGAGUCAAGGCAACCGAUUUGAAUUCGCUCAAUGUCGUGCAUGUCACUGGUACAAAGGGCAAAGGAAGCACGUGCGCGUUUGUCGAUUCCAUUCUGCGCGAGCAUGGCGUUCAGACGCUGCUCUACACGUCGCCGCAUCUUGUUCGCGUCCAAGAGCGUAUCCGACUGCAUGGCAAGCCAGUCGGGUCAGAUUUGUUUGCCAAGUAUUUCUGGGCAGUUUGGUCCAAGCUUGAAGCUACCAAGAAUUCGACCAACCUGAUUGGAGCGAGCAUGCCGUCGUAUUUCCGGUAUCUGACCCUGAUGACUUUCUUAAUGGCGCUGGAAACGAAGGUGGAUGCUCUCAUUCUUGAAGUUGGCAUUGGCGGGAGCUACGACGCGACAAACGUCGUUCCUGCGCCCACCGUCUGCGGAAUCACAACAAUGGGAUACGAUCACGUCAACGUUCUGGGAAACACGCUGACCUCCAUCACAACGCACAAAGCUGGCAUUAUCAAACACGGGGUUCCAAUCGUUUCUGCCAAACAGGAGUCUGAUGAAGCCACGAUGGUGAUUCGGGACACGGCACAACGCAUGAACGCUCCGCUGACCAUCGCGCGACCACUUUCGCAAGCAUUUUCGAACGGUCUUCAAGCAACGCUCGGAUUGAACGGCGACCAUCAACAGAUGAACGCAGCAGUUGCAGCACAGAUUGCCCAGAUUUGGCUUGGAAAGCAUCGCCCAGAAGCAGCCCUCAAAGAGGGCGUCCUAUCGCGUCCGUUCCUGGAUGGACUCGCCAAGUGCCGCUGGCCAGGGCGGAAUCAAACAGCAAUUCACUCCAGCAAUUCAAACAUUCGUCUUUGGUUGGACGGAGCGCAUAAUAUUGAGAGCUUGACUGCCUGUGCGAGCUGGAUUUCCAGCAAGAUUGCCUCGGGUGCAGCGAAUCGCGAAAGACGCUAUCUCAUGUUCAACUGCAGCCAUGAUCGCGAUGUCAAGACUCUCCUGAAGCCAUUGGUUCAGGCGCAUUUGAGGCAUCCUUUUGAUGGCGUUGUUUUCUCGCCGAAUAUUGUCAAAAAGUCUUCCGCCUACCACGACAUUGACACAUCCAACAACCAGCCAGACGACUUUGAUGCUCAGGCCUGGAUAGACGCAAACGCCGGCAUAUGGCGUCAACUCGUCCAAGAACUUGGUGGACAGUCAACCACCACGAAUGGAUUCUUGACAAUCGACGAUGCGCUCGAGUGGCUGGCUGCAGAGCAAGUCCGUCAAAGUGCAGACCAGAAGAAACCCGUUCAGUUUGAGUUCUUUGCCACCGGCAGCUUGCAUCUUGUGGGAGGAGUUUUACGCGCAUUGGAGAUUCCAAUUGAUUAGAGCGCAUGCUGGGGAUGGAGAAGGCGGAGAUCAAUUGUUUUUGACACAUUAUAUUUCGAGCAA